Molecule: messenger RNA, 2643 nt
Organism: Prorocentrum cordatum
Lineage: Eukaryota; Dinophyceae; Prorocentrales; Prorocentraceae
Source: the annotation of a GenBank genome assembly
GAAGUCGUUGUGCUGCUGAACCGCACGAGGCUCUUCAGACACCUGCCCCAGAACCAGAAGAGCCACGUGGACCUGGCGAAGGCGUGCCAGCACGAGAGGUUUAAGGCCGGGGACGUGAUCGUGAGGCAGGGAGACGCCGGCAAUUUCUUUCUCGCGAUCUUGGAGGGGAAGGUGAGCGUAACAGUGGACGGCAAGAAGGUUGCGACUUGGCGCGACGGGGCGGACUUCGGGGAGCAGUCCCUCCUGCACGAUGAGCCGCGGCAGGCGACGCUGCAGGCCGUCACUGACGUCUCUGCCGUCAAGAUCACCCGGGAAAGGUUUUGGAAGCUGGGGCUGAACCGCAAGUUGCAGUUCAAGGGCCGCAAGGCGAUCAGGGCUGCGGCAGCGACCACACGUGACAGGGAGCCCACGCCGAAGACCCCGAGAGAGCGGCACCUCAUCGCCGAGGCGCUGCUGGCGAACGAGAACCUGCAGAUGCUGGUGACCCUGGACAAGGAGCGUGUGCAGAAGAUGGUGGACGUAGCCUGGAAGGAGGUGGUCGAGCAGGGCGUCGACGUGAUGGUGGAGGGUGACCUCGCCGACUGCAUGUACGUUGUGCAGGCGGGCGCCUUCCGGAUGGAGAGCACGAGGAAGGACGACUUCGGUGCCCACACCAUCGUGCGCGAGCGCUCGGAGGCCCCCAACCAAGACCCCCACCGCGAGCACUCGAAGGCCUCCUCCGACCUCGUACGCGAGCAUUCUGUGGCCUCGGCGGAGUCCGCGGACACCGGUCCACCACCAGGACACACAUCACAUGCGCGUCGCACCGAUUUCACGCCAAAGUCUAGGGGCUCGUCUGCCUCAGGCCGCAUGCCGCGCUACGACGAGGUCAUCGCCGCUGGCGGGAGCUUCGGGGAGCUCGCGCUGCUCUACAGCACCCCACGGUUUGCCACAGCACGCGCUAUAGAGGCUUCUGUACUGUGGGGAAUAAACCGGAAGCACUUCAGGGACAUACUUAUGGGAGUCCAUGAGGAAAAGCUCCAGAGUCAUGUGGCGUACCUCAGGCAAGUUGGGUCCCUCAGCACUCUGCAGGAAGAGGAGCUCAAAGAGCUCGCGAAGGCUUUGAACGUCAACACGUUCCAGAAGGGCGAGUUGAUCGUUCAGCAAGGCCUUCCGUCUACCAGUUUGCACAUCGUCUACGAGGGGCAGGUGGCGGUGAUCAUUGAUGGCAAGGAGACGUGCCGCCUGCGAGCUCAUCCCAGGCGGCGAGUGUGGCUUCCAGUCUCUGCGAGCUGGUGCUGUGCCGGCGCUGGGUGCGCGCCUCCACCGCAGACUUCUCACGUCGUGGAGGAGCAGGCGCUCCUCGGCGGCUACCCGUGCCGCACGGACGUCAGGGUGGUGUCGUCAUCGGCCCGGACCCUCUCGCUUCUUCGCGACAGCUUCGAGAUGCUGGUGGGUACCCUGGACGAUCUGGAAAACGCCAGGGCGGUGCGGCGGAACCACCGCACCUCGAUCCGCACUGCCGUGCACCGCGCCAAGACGGCCAGACUGCUCAACUCCGCACCCGAGAGGCAGGCGUACCGCGAGAAGGUCACCCACAUGCGCGACCUCACCAAGGUCAGGCCCCUCGGCAGCGGGCAGUUCGGGAAUGUGGAGCUCUGGCAGCACAGGGACGGCAGGAGGUUCGCGAUGAAGAUCCUGAGCAAGAGCCACAUACGCAGGCUGGGCGCGGAGCAGAGCAUCAUCAAUGAGAAGAAUUUGAUGCUCAUGACGAGCUCGCCGUUCCUAGUGCGGCUCUUUGAGGCGUACAGCACGCCGAACGCCCUCUACCUGCUCCUGGAGUUCGCCGCCGGGGGGGAGCUGCACACGGUCUACAACCGCAGGGGCUUCUACGGCAGCGAGAAGCACGCAAAGUUCUACGCCGCGGGGGUGGUGCUUGCCUUCGAGCACCUGCACGACCUCCACAUCAUCCACCGCGAUUUGAAGCCCGAGAACGUGUUGCUGGACUCGGAGGGGCGGCCCAAACUCGCCGACCUGGGCCUCGCCAAGGUCACCAGCGGCACGGCCCAGACGUUCUGCGGCACGCCGACGUACCUGGCGCCAGAGGUCAUCCGGGGCACUGGUUACACGCACUCUGCCGACUGGUGGUCCCUCGGGGUGCUGAUCUACGAGCUCCUCUGCGGCACGACCCCGUUCGAGGCCGUCAGCGAGCUGAAGAUCUGGAGGAAGGUCGUCGCCGGCGUGGAGGGCACGAACUUCCCCGAGCCCUGCCAGGGCGACCCUGGGGACUUGAUCAGGGCGCUCUUGUGCCUGGAGCCCUCCCAGAGGAUGCCCGUGCUGCCCGCCGGCCUGGAGGACCUGCAGCGCCACCGGUGGUAUCGGGGCUUCGACUGGGAGCCCUUCCGCGACCGGGCUCUGAGGGCGCCGUACCGGCCGAAGGAGAGGGACUUCGACUCGGGGUUCAACAGCGCGGAGCGGGCGGCACCCUCGGCCGACGAGCCCUACAGGGACGACGGCUCGGCGUGGGACAGGAGCUUCGCCACCGUGGUGGACGACGGGGCGUGCGCGGGCGCCGGCUCGCUCCACGGGGACGGCUCCCCCGGGCUGCCGCAGCUCUUCCGCCGCGGCUCCCGGCGGAGCGGCAGCUUCCUCGCGCGGCCGUAG